AAGGCUGGGUGGCAGAGGGAGGAGUUUACUCGGGCCGCUGCCGCCCUGCCGCGCGCAUUGUGCAGCAGGCGGGUCCCCGCGCGCGCGGCAGGGUCCUGGGCUCUCGCUGCUCCCAGGGAUGGUGAGCAAGGGGCCGCUGCUACGCCUGCUGACUACCGUCAACCGGAGGAGGAUGAAGCUGCUAGUGGUCAUCGCCUUUGUCGCCUACGUAGCCUCAGCUGUUUGGGGCAACUUCGUUAACAUGAGGUCUAUACAGGAAAAUGGAGAACAGAAAAUUGAAAAUAAGAUAGAAGAGGCUGUCGCACCAUUAAGAGAGAAAAUCAGAGACUUGGAAAAAAGCUUUACCCAGAAGUACCCACCAGUGAAAUUUUUAUCAGAAAAGGAUCGAAAAAGAAUUUUGAUAACUGGAGGAGCAGGGUUUGUGGGUUCUCAUCUUACUGACAAACUAAUGAUGGAUGGCCAUGAGGUUACAGUUGUGGACAACUUCUUUACGGGCAGGAAAAGAAAUGUGGAACAUUGGAUCGGCCAUGAAAACUUUGAGCUAAUUAACCAUGAUGUUGUAGAGCCCCUCUACAUAGAAGUGGACCAGAUUUACCACCUAGCAUCUCCUGCUUCUCCUCCAAACUACAUGUACAAUCCUAUCAAGACAUUAAAGACCAACACAAUCGGGACACUAAACAUGUUGGGAUUGGCAAAACGUGUUGGAGCGCGUCUUCUUCUGGCCUCUACUUCGGAAGUAUAUGGAGAUCCAGAAGUCCACCCCCAGAGUGAAGAUUACUGGGGCCAUGUGAAUCCAAUAGGACCUAGAGCCUGUUAUGAUGAAGGAAAGCGUGUGGCAGAGACCAUGUGCUAUGCCUACAUGAAGCAGGAAGGGGUUGAAGUUCGAGUUGCUAGAAUAUUCAAUACUUUUGGGCCACGGAUGCAUAUGAAUGAUGGCCGAGUUGUCAGUAACUUCAUUUUACAAGCUCUCCAAGGGGAGCCUCUCACAGUAUACGGUUCUGGGUCUCAGACUCGAGCAUUCCAGUAUGUCAGUGAUCUAGUAAAUGGACUUGUGGCCUUAAUGAAUAGCAAUGUUAGUAGUCCUGUCAACUUGGGGAACCCAGAAGAACACACAAUUCUAGAAUUUGCUCAGUUAAUUAAAAACCUUGUUGGUAGUGGUAGUGAAAUUCAGUUUCUCUCAGAAGCCCAAGAUGACCCACAGAGAAGAAAGCCGGAUAUCCAAAAGGCCAAGCUAAUGCUGGGGUGGGAGCCUGUGGUCCCUUUGGAAGAAGGCUUAAAUAAGGCAAUUCACUACUUCCGUAAAGAACUUGAGUACCAAGCAAAUAAUCAAUACAUCCCCAAACCAAAACCUGCGAGGAUAAAAAAAGGCCGAACACGACAUAACUGAAGGAAGGAUUUGCUUCUCUGGACAGGAGAAUUCCCUCUUUUACAUUUGACAGGAUGUAAUUUUUUUUCCUUUUCCUUUUUUUUUAAAAGAAAGACUUAAACAGGUGUCAUGAAGAACAAACUGGAAUUUCAUUCUGAAGCUUGCUUUAAGGAAAUGGAUGUGCCUAAACCCUUCCCCAACACACACACACACACACACACACACACACACUCAAAAAAAACUGCAAAUCUUGCCUUGCACUUUUUAAAAUCUGUCUUUUUAUGUACAAAUAGAAUAGAAACAUCUUUGAGUAUUUUCAAGUUUUUUAUCUUGCUGUGAGAUCCUUUGUUGUUGACUGUCACUGACAGUUUUAUUUACUGGUUUCUUUGUGAAGCUGAAAAGGAAGAUAAAUGGAAUGGCAAAUGCCAAUUUUAUUUAUAAAAUAUGGGUCCCAUAGUCAUACUAUGCAUAAGAGAAGAACUUAACAGUAUUUUUGGGCAAGUAAAAUGCUGGGAUUGCGUCUGCAGGAGUAUAUGAGAGAAUUCUGUUUGAAACCUUUAUGUUUCUUUGGAUUCAGAAAUUUUUCAAGGUUUUAGUUUUAGUUGCUCACUUGAAUUGGAGAUAUUUUCAUUGAUUAUCAUGGAUAAGGAUAUUUUAAAUCACUACUGUGUUGUGCUGCGUACUCUGGGAAAAAUAAAAAAGUUAUUGUAUUAUUGGUUGACAGUGGUUGAAUAUGCUAUUUUAAUAAAAUAUUAUAACUUAAA
Trichosurus vulpecula (common brushtail) is the source of this 2130-nucleotide messenger RNA. RefSeq names its product UDP-glucuronate decarboxylase 1 (gene UXS1). Gene Ontology annotation, cellular component: cytoplasm. Lineage: Eukaryota; Metazoa; Chordata; Mammalia; Diprotodontia; Phalangeridae. Bases 119 to 1387 code for a protein of 422 amino acids. Gene Ontology annotation, biological process: D-xylose metabolic process. Gene Ontology annotation, molecular function: UDP-glucuronate decarboxylase activity; NAD+ binding. The transcript is spliced from 15 exons. The record is from RefSeq and is a predicted model, not a curated record.